AUGAGCAAUAGGAUAGCAUUCAAAAAUGCUGGAAGCAUAGUGGAUUUGAAGGCUGGACCUAGAGCAAAGUUGGUCCCAAGAUCUUUAGAGGGGAUAAGGAUUCGAUCAUCAAUUGAAUCCCAAACGGCAUAUUUGAGGCUUGCAGAGAACCGAAGAGCAGGAGACAUGCUUGGAUGGGAACUAAUAGGUGUAGAGCAAUUUGUUUUCCAUUUGGAUGCCAUCAAAAAAUCAAGGAGAAUUUUAAAAUUGAGAACAAGCCAAGGAAGAUUACUAGAAGUAAAACUGAGAAGAAUAGUAUGGAUAAAGAUUUUUCCAGGGGCUAAACCCUUUUAA
Messenger RNA from Ilex paraguariensis (yerba mate), 333 nucleotides. The record is from the annotation of a GenBank genome assembly. Lineage: Eukaryota; Viridiplantae; Streptophyta; Magnoliopsida; Aquifoliales; Aquifoliaceae.